Messenger RNA from Symbiodinium sp. CCMP2592, 2781 nucleotides. NCBI's taxonomy places the organism in Eukaryota, Dinophyceae, Suessiales, Symbiodiniaceae. The record is from the annotation of a GenBank genome assembly.
AUGUCAGCUGUGGAAGCAAGUGGGGAUGCAAGUGCUGAGUGUGUGGAUGCCCACGCAACUGGGAUCCCCGAGCCGGCCUUGACAGGUCCGCCGACAGCCGUUGUGCAGUCUGAUACAGGUGAGAGUGUGGCUCAUCCAGCUGUUCCGGUGCCCGUGACCGAUGCUGUUGCACCGGCUGCUGCAGUGCCAAGCUUGUUGCCCCCGCAGCAAAACCCACCCGGUGCACUUCAGCGCGUGUGCACCAGUGAUUCUAUCACGACUUGUGCUUCAACCAUUGCCACCCCCCCGCCGAACCGACCACACCCUGGGUCUCCGCCGUCAUCCACGGAGAAGCUUCCUCUUCCUGCAGACAGGAAGCGAGCUAUCCUGCAGGCUCUCGAGAGUGAGUGUGCAACCAUUGAGAUGCUGCUUAAGGCCAAAGGGGACUUAGCCGCGAAGAGGGCAUUCGAAGCUGCCCGAGAGCGAGUGCCAGAGCCGAGUAUGGGUGUCGACCAUAUCGACACGUACCCCAUGGACACCGGUGUGGCCGAGGAUGUGUUGCAAGCUGCACGGAUCGAAGUUCACCAGCGUGAACUGCAGCAGUCGGUGCAGGAAGAGUCUCAGCCAAAGCCAGAGCUUUCGGCUGAUCUUCGUGGCACAACCUUGAUUUUGGGGCAGGUGCGACCUGAACCGGAGCAGGGGGAGGCCGAAGACGACAACAGGACUGUUUACUUCGAUGCCGAAGAUUUGGCUUUCCCAGAUGACAGUCGGGUCGCUUAUGAGGAGCCAAAGCCCAUUGAGCCUUCGGUGGCGACAGAGGAGCCAUCACAUGAGAAGCCCAGUGAGACUUCGAUGGCUAUAGAGGAGCCGUCAGAUGAGAAGCCCACUGAGCCUUUAUUUGCUGCAGAGGAGCCGACAGAUGAUGAGCCAUCAGAUGAGGAGGCUAGCGAGGCUUCGGUGGCUAUGGAGGAGCCGUCAGAUGAGAAGCCCAGUGAGAAUUUGGUGGCGACAGAGGAUGCGCUUUUGGUGGCUGCAGAGGAGCCGACAAAUGAGGAGCCAUCAGAUGAGGCUAGCGAGGCUUCGGUGGCUAUGGAGGAGCCGUCAGAUGAGAAGCCCAGUGAGAAUUUGGUGGCGACAGAGGAGCCAUCAGAUGAGAAGCCCAUUGAGCCGUCGGAUGAGACACCCGACGAGCUUUCGGUGGCUACUGAGGAGCCAGCAGAUGAGAAGCGCACUGAGCCUCCUUCUGAAUCCAGAGGCUCAGUUCAGCCACCCCUUCCGAUGCCCGCUUGUGCCCGACAUUUGGCUGUUGUCAGCCCAGCCGAACAGAGUGCAGGCCAAGCAGCCAAGAAAGAAUCUGGCAAAGGCCGCGGUAGGGGCCGUGGCAGAUCCAAGAAAGGAUCUGGCAAGGGCUGUGGUAGGGGUCGUGGCAGCUCCAAGAAACCUGGCAAGGGCCGUGGCAGAUCCAACAAAGGAUCUGGCAAGGGCCGCGGCAAGGGCCGUGGCAGAGGCUGUGGUGGAAAGGCCAGCAAGCCGUUGCCGAAUGAGGAGGCCUUGGCGGGUGUGCCCACCCGCAGUCGUGGAAGAGGCCGUGGCCGUGGCCGUGGCAGUGAGGGGCCGGAUGCCAUGGCGUCUGAGGCCAAUGGCCACGAGGAGGGUGAUGACAAGCUGUGCAACCGCAAGAAGGGUGCUGUGCCAAAGACCAAGCCGAAGGCUGAGAAGCCUAAGAAGGGUUCCGAGGUUGAGGAGACGCGGAAGGGAUCAGCAAAGGCCAAGUCGCGGAAGGCCAAGCCGAGCGAUGAUGAGGAUACAGCUGCUCGCGGGGAGUGUGAAGAGGCAGAGCCCAAGCGCAAGAAGGGGAAGAGGGAUCAGGAGGUUGUGGCGCCGGUUUUUAAGGAGUCCGUGCCCAAUCGCAAGAAGGGGAAAAGGGCUCAGCCGGCCGAGGAGGCAGCCCCUGAGGCUGCCCCUAAGCGCAAGAGGGGCGCUGCUCAACCCGAGGAGGAGCUGACAGAAGAGCAGAAGCAGAAGAAGCAGCUGAAGAGCCGCAAGAGUUGUGCUUACCACUGGGCCCGCCUUAACGCCAUCAACCUAGGGUUUUCAGAGGAGGAAGCCAAGAAGCAGGGCUUACAAGGACACCGUGUGAAUGAGAAGAUGACGUGCCUCGUCCUCUUCGUGCUGGAGCACUCGUCAGCCCGAGGGUUUCGUGUGGCCACGAUUGACAUCAACCGGUCGCCUCACAUGAACAUGCUCUCUGAUGCUGGCUUCUUGUGCUGUGAGAAGAUUCGGCAGCUGUUGGUGGAGAAAGGAAGCUUUGACAAGGUGGAGCUUGUUGUCAAGCAGUGGCAGGAGAGGAAGAAGACGGAAGAGGUCGCAGGAGGCUAUGUCACCAAGAAGACAAUGGCUGACAAUGCCUUCAAGUGGGCAGCCCCUCGCGGCAGAUGCCGCAAGAAUAUCAUCACAGGAGAGGAGGAAGCGGACAUUCCCCUUGAUGAGAAGUGGCAGGUCAAGAAGGAGCAAGGCCAGCGUCUGGAGUUCGAGACCGGAUGCGAAAUGGAUGAUCCGAAUGGCAGCCUGCUUGAAGAGACGGGCUUCUCUGGUGAGGAUCAUCUCCAGGAUUUCGCAGGCAGCUCUGAGGCUCUGCCUGCGGUGUCAGACAAGUGUCUUGCUCUGAAGACGGCCAGGAUUGCGAACGACAUGACGAAGUCCCUGGAAAGCCUCCAAAAGAUCUAUGAUGAACUGCUGAAGAAGCAGGCUUUGGCAGCAACUGCCACGACGGAAGACGAGCUAACCAAGAUGACUGGCUGA